CAUUGCUCGCUUUGCGCGCUGCUCCAAUGUUACAAAUGUAACAACUGAAGACUCGUCUGGGUCUGCAUCCCCCCUCGCUAUCACUGCUAAAUUAUAUAUAUAUUUUAAAUGACUGCGGAAUAGACACGCAUGAAGAGUGGACGGAGAGAAGUAGGUGAGGAACUGAUAGGGGAUGCGGCUGGCUGAUUACAGCUGCCACACGUGAUAUGCACAUGAAUGUUAAGUGGAUAUUAUUGGACCUGCACAUACAACAGACUAGUAGUUGCUUCAGUUCAAACAUUUUAGAAAAAAUCAGUAGUAUCAUAUGAAACUGUACUAUGGUAUUCUAAAAUGUUGGUAUCAUGACGUUUUUGUACCGUGAUAUUACAGUGGUAACCAUGUGUAUACCAUGUGUAACAGUAUAACUUUAAACCGUCCCCUCGCCCAUACCCGGGCGCGAACCAGGGACCUUCUGCACACAAAGAAAACAGCCACCCCCGAAGCAUCGUUACCCAUCGCUCCACAAAAGCCGCGGCCCUUGCAGAGCAAGGGGAAUUACUACUUCAAGGUCUCAGAGCAAGUGACGUAACCGAUUGAAACGCUAUUUAGCGCACACCGCUAACUAAACUAGCCGUUUCACAUCCGUUACACUCACCCCCCCUUUUGACCUUUCUCCUUUUUCCGCAGCAACCAGUAAUCCGGGUCAACAGCAUCAAUGUAACAGUAUAACUUUAAACCAUCCCCUCGCCCAUACCGGGCGCGAACCAGGGACCUUCUGCACACAACGACAACAGCCACCCCGAAGCAUCGUUACCCAUCGCUCCACAAAAGCCGCGGCCCUUGCAGAGCAAGGGGAAUUACUACUUCAAGGUCUCAAACGGCUAACUAAACUAGCCGUUUCACAUCCGUUACACAUGCAACACUAAUAUACUGUGUGUGUGUUUUCCGAUCUUGGAGGAGGUAGAGAGGCGCAGGGAGAUCUGUCCAGCCCUGGUGUCCCCCUUCAUGCGUUGCGUCAUGGAGGCUCCUUUUCCCGCCUCUGGACGCACCAUCACACUCAGGAGCUUCCUCCCAGGCUCAGGAAAUGAGGUGCUGAUGCUGUGCCGGCCGGUAGACUCAAGGCUGGAGCAUGUGGACUUUGAGAGCCUGCUGUAGUGCCUGAGCGUUGGGAGACUCCUACAGUGUGCUGACUCGUUGUGGCCUUGCCGCGCUGGUGCUGUUCUACCAAUUCACCUGGCAGCAUACAUUUGUGCCUGUGCUGCCCUCUUGCAUGCUAGACAUCAGCUGCUCUCCCACUCCCUUCCUCAUGGGGGUGCUGGCGCCCUGCCUGCCCAAACUUCUGGAGCUGCCCAUAGAGGAGGUGCUUAUUGUGGAUUUAUGUACGGACAAAUUUGUCAAACAGCUUGUUGAUGAGGACUGUAUCUUGCCCAGUAAGCUUCAGGCUGCACUGCUGGAGAUCCUGGAGGAGAGAGAGCAGAUACUGAGGCAAGAUGAAGGGGAUUGCACAGGAGGGAUGAAAUUCCUACCGAAGAAGUGACAAUGUCAGCUGUCUGGUUGAAAAUGCUUCUGUAGGAGAAGAUGAGGAUCUUCCGCGGGAUUGGCCAAGACGUGUGCAAAUGAUAUCACGGAUAUAGAUAUGUACUUGAAUCGAUCAGAACAUAACGGUGUUUGGCACAUAGGCCCACAGUCUUAGAUAUAGGGCUCGGGUUGAGACAGGAGCAUACUCUUCGUAUUGCCCUAAAAGCACUCCACGGCAGAAGGAAGUGUGACUGUAAUUGGAGGAAAACUGGAAAUGUGCAUUUAUGUGCAAACACGUUUCGAUGAAGACUUGACAUGGCAGAAGAAAGGCAGGAACAACACCAUGUACUUGUGAAAUUUACACAAAACAUUUCAGCUACAAAACUAACCUGUGCCUAUUUCUGUUUUUGCUGUUAAUUUUUAAUCAAGUGUUUUGAGUGUUUGCUCUCAGUAUUAUGGAUAUAGUUAUUUUUAAAUUUAGUUUUGAACUUGUCUAUUUGGAGAAAAAUAAGGUAGGCUACUCUUUUUACCCUUCAGCUCUCUUUUAUAAAACAAUGUAAGAAUAAUUGUAUGCAUGAUUGUAACUUUAAAUAUGACAUCAGUUUUUAAACUGAGGUUAAUGUAUGUUUUCCCUGACAUUUUGAUGUCCUUGACAAUUGUUCCAAGUAAUGUUUGGAUCAUUAAGAUAAUACAUUAUAUUGACAUUUCUAACAGAUUUUGAAUAGCGCAAUUCUGUAUAGCUCAUUCUGUAACAAAAUAUUUUGUUUACAAUGUUUAGUUACUCUUAGUUACUCUGCAUUGUUCGCAUUGUGAACUUAAUGUGACAUUGUAUGAACCUGUUUGAAUACCUUAGCAAUUUGAUAUGACAGAUGAAAGCGCUUCACAAAGUUUGAUAAAAACAUGUUCCCAUGUGGGUUUAAAAAGCCAUAAACAGAGAACCA
Oncorhynchus keta (chum salmon) is the source of this 2438-nucleotide messenger RNA. RefSeq names its product DENN domain-containing protein 2C-like. The transcript has 6 exons. The record is from RefSeq and is a predicted model, not a curated record. NCBI's taxonomy places the organism in Eukaryota, Metazoa, Chordata, Actinopteri, Salmoniformes, Salmonidae. The coding region runs from base 1250 to 1516 and encodes 88 amino acids.